Messenger RNA from Aethina tumida (small hive beetle), 680 nucleotides. RefSeq lists its product as uncharacterized. NCBI's taxonomy places the organism in Eukaryota, Metazoa, Arthropoda, Insecta, Coleoptera, Nitidulidae. The record is from RefSeq and is a predicted model, not a curated record. Bases 73 to 489 code for a protein of 138 amino acids. The transcript has 3 exons.
CCUAAUUUGACAAGUACUUGCCAAAAUAUUUUUCAAGAUUUGGUCAAAACAUAGAUAGCACAUUCAUUAAAUAUGUCCAACGAAAGAAGUCACAUCGAAGCAGACAUGAACAUUUACGCCUCACUGGAAGGAAACAGACGUGACUCUCUAUCACCGUACAUUCCAAACUUACAAUAUGACAUUAUCAGAGAACCCAAAGGUUAUGCAGCAGCUAUGAAAAACCUUUUUACUUACAUUUGUGGAAAUAUAUGUAAGUUGAUAAAUUUUGCAAUCGAAUUAACUAUUGCUUUUUUACAACAUCCUUUGACUUGGAAAACGUUCAAAGAGUUUCUUGGUAUAUUAUUUGACACCUACAUUUUUGUAACCCUGUGCAUGACGACUUUAAUUAUACAUUUCAUAGUAAACGUGGACGAAUAUUGCAAUGUGAAUGGAAAGGAAGGAUCUAUUACUGAUAUAUCUGAAAAGGAGGACUUGAAAAAAGAUGAAUAAAGUGUGUGUUGUUAUUGUAUUAAUAACAUAUCGUUUAUGUAUUGUAAAAAUUUAUGUAAAAAGCAUCAACAUUCCCCCAACAAAAAAUGAAGCAUAACUUGAAUUUAUUAUCCUAUAUACAUAUAUUGAGCACAUAUACCUUAUUGAUGUAUUAUAUUGAAUAAAAAAUAUUGAAAUUCGUUGUUUAUAAA